Messenger RNA from Nomascus leucogenys (northern white-cheeked gibbon), 1288 nucleotides. RefSeq names its product nucleoporin 37 (gene NUP37). NCBI's taxonomy places the organism in Eukaryota, Metazoa, Chordata, Mammalia, Primates, Hylobatidae. The record is from RefSeq and is a predicted model, not a curated record. Gene Ontology annotation, cellular component: nuclear pore outer ring. Gene Ontology annotation, molecular function: protein binding.
GACCCGGAAGCAGAGCCAGAGCGCGUCGCGGCAGCCCCCAAGGAAGACCAGCUUACCUUUGGUCGGUUCCCGGCGCUCUGCGUUUCGUGACCUUGUCCAGUAGAAGGCUAUUUUCACAACUGCUUGAAUUUUGACAUACAAGAUGAAGCAAGAUGCCUCAAGAAAUGCUGCCUACACUGUGGAUUGUGAAGAUUAUGUGCAUGUGGUAGAAUUUAAUCCCUUUGAGAAUGGGGAUUCAGGAAACCUAAUUGCAUAUGGUGGCAAUAAUUAUGUGGUCAUUGGCACGUGUACAUUUCAGGAAGAAGAAGCAGACGUUGAAGGCAUUCAGUAUAAAACACUUCGAACAUUUCACCAUGGAGUCAGGGUCGAUGGCAUAGCUUGGAGCCCAGAGACUAGGCUUGAUUCAUUGCCUCCAGUAAUCAAAUUUUGUACUUCAGCUGCUGAUAUGAAAAUUAGAUUAUUUACUUCAGAUCUUCAAGAUAAAAAUGAAUAUAAGGUUUUAGAGGGCCAUACAGAUUUCAUUAAUGGUUUGGUGUUUGAUCCCAAAGAAGGCCAAGAAAUUGCAAGUGUGAGUGACGAUCACACCUGCAGGAUUUGGAACUUGGAAGGAGUGCAAACAGCUCAUUUUGUUCUUCAUUCUCCUGGCAUGAGUGUGUGCUGGCAUCCUGAGGAGACUUUUAAGCUAAUGGUUGCAGAGAAGAAUGGAACAAUCCGGUUUUAUGAUCUUUUGGCCCAACAGGCUAUUUUAUCUCUUGAAUCAGAACAAGUGCCAUUAAUGUCAGCACACUGGUGCUUAAAAAACACCUUCAAAGUUGGAGCCGUUGCAGGAAAUGAUUGGUUAAUUUGGGAUAUUACUCGGUCCAGUUAUCCUCAAAAUAAGAGACCUGUUCACAUGGAUCGAGCCUGCUUAUUCAGGUGGUCCACAAUUAGUGAAAAUCUGUUUGCAACCACUGGUUAUCCUGGCAAAAUGGCAAGCCAGUUUCAAAUUCAUCAUUUAGGACACCCUCAGCCUAUCCUCAUGGGUUCUGUAGCCGUUGGAUCUGGCCUGUCCUGGCAUCGAACUCUCCCUCUGUGUGUAAUUGGAGGAGACCACAAGCUGUUGUUUUGGGUGACUGAAGUAUAAAGUGUUCUCUGUACCUUAGAUUCACAAACUUUGUAUUUUUAGUACAUAUUUUGAAGAAUUUCUAUAGUACAUAUUUUGAAGAAUUUUUAUAUCAAAUAUGCCGUAUACUUUAGAAAAUGUCUCAGUUGCUUUUAUUAAAUAAAAUGUUGAUGGUUUGAAAAAUUA